Molecule: messenger RNA, 2212 nt
Organism: Rhodamnia argentea
Lineage: Eukaryota; Viridiplantae; Streptophyta; Magnoliopsida; Myrtales; Myrtaceae
Product: cyclic nucleotide-gated ion channel 4
Exons: 7
Coding region: 83-2158 (691 amino acids)
Source: RefSeq, a predicted model, not a curated record
GGCUUCCAUUCCAAUUUUCUAUUUAAUUCCCCAACCCAACGAAACACGCUCACACUCUCUCUCUCUCUCUCUCUCUCUCGCCAUGUCAACCGAGCAAGAAAUGUCGGAUGCAUCACACAUCCACAACUUUACGAACGACAACACAGACGAAGAUGAUUAUGAAGAGGACGAACUCCAAGGCGUAGAAGAGGAGGAGGAGGAGGAUGAGCAAGAAGAGACAUCAUCAGGGCGUGACUGCAACAUCCUCUACGGCGCGUGCCGAAGGAGGCCGAGCGGGUGGUCGCUAGGGCAAGUUUUGGACCCGAGGUCCAAGUGGGUCCAAGAAUGGAGCAGGGUCUUCCUCCUGGUGUGCGCGACGGGCCUCUUCGUCGACCCCCUCUUCUUCUACGCGCUCUCCAUAAGCGACACCUGCAUGUGCCUCUUCAUCGAUGGGUGGUUCGCCAUCACCGUCACGGUGCUCCGCUGCAUGACCGACGUGCUCCACGUGUGGAACAUGUGGCUCAGCCUCAAGAUGGCCAACCGGCGCUUCUCCCCACACGACGCCGCCGUCAGUUCGGGUGUCGGCGGAGGAGGCAGGGGCAAGCUCCACGACGCGAGCCAUCGCGCUGUGGCUCUCCGGUACCUGAAGGCCCGGAAGGGUUUGUUCUUCGACCUCUUCGUCAUCCUCCCUCUUCCUCAGGUGGUGCUGUGGGUGGCAAUCCCGUCUCAGCUGGAGAGAGGGGAAACAACGAGAGUGAUGACGGUGUUGUUGAUAAUGUUCCUCUUCCAAUACCUCCCCAAGAUCUACCACUUCGUUUGCCUCCUUCGCCGCAUGCAAAACUUGUCCAGCUACAUCUUCGGCACCGUUUGGUGGGGGAUUGCUCUCAACAUGAUCGCCUAUUUUGUUGCAUCCCAUGCAGCGGGAGCGUGCUGGUACUUAUUAGGGAUCCAAAGAGCAGCAAAAUGCCUGAGGGAGCAAUGUGGAUUGAUGGAUGGGUGCUUCCCAAGAGUGCUGGCAUGCAAAGAGCCGAUCUACUAUGGAACCACCACCAUGGUCCGAGACCGAGCCAGACUCGCCUGGUGCGAGAACCGGCAAGCCCGGUCCAUGUGUUUGGACUCCUCCAAUAACUAUGACUAUGGCGCUUAUAAGUGGACCGUCCAACUUGUCACCAACGACAGUCGCUUGGAGAAGAUCUUGUUUCCCAUCUUUUGGGGCUUAAUGACUUUGAGCACUUUCGGGAACUUGGAAAGCACGACAGAAUGGCUAGAAGUUGUCUUCAACAUAUUUGUUCUGACUAGUGGCCUUCUCUUGGUCACUAUGUUGAUUGGAAACAUCAAGGUGUUUUUGCAUGCAACAACGUCUAAGAAGCAGGCAAUGCAACUGAAGAUGAGGAACAUAGAGUGGUGGAUGAGGAAGAGGCACCUCCCUCCAGGGUUCCGGCAGAGAGUGCGCAACUACGAGCGGCAGCACUGGGCCGCCAUGCGCGGCGUCAACGAGUGUGAGAUGAUCCAGAAUUUGCCGGAGGGCCUUCGAAGGGACAUCAAGUACCACCUUUGUCUGGACCUAGUCAGACAGGUGCCGCUUUUUCAACACAUGGAUGAUUUAGUCCUCGAGAACAUUUGCGAUCGCGUGAAAUCCCUUAUAUUCACGAAGGGAGAGACUAUAACAAGAGAAGGUGACCCAGUCCAACGCAUGCUCUUCGUAGUGAGAGGCCACCUCCAAAGCAGCCAAGUCCUCCGCGACGGCGUUAAAAGUUGCUGCAUGCUCGGCCCCGGCAACUUCAGCGGCGACGAGCUCCUCUCGUGGUGCCUCCGGCGGCCUUUCAUCGAGCGCUUACCGCCGUCUUCCUCGACCCUAGUCACCCUCGAGACCACGGAGGCGUUUGGGCUCGAGGCCGAGGAUGUGAAGUACGUGACUCAGCACUUCCGGUACACGUUCGUGAACGACAGAGUGAAGCGGAGCGCGCGGUACUACUCGCCCGGGUGGAGGACAUGGGCCGCCGUGGCGAUCCAGCUCGCGUGGAGAAGGCACAAGCACCGUCUGACGCUGACGUCGCUGUCGUUCAUACGGCCCAGGAGGCCGCUGUCCCGGUGCUCCUCGCUAGGGGAGGAUAGGCUCCGGCUGUACACGGCUUUGUUGACAUCUCCGAAGCCGAACCAGGAUGAUUUCGACUUUUGAUGAAGCGCAUAAAAUAAGCAACGAUAAUAAUGUUAUGCUGGGCUUUCAUUUGUU